Molecule: messenger RNA, 1065 nt
Organism: Juglans regia (Persian walnut)
Lineage: Eukaryota; Viridiplantae; Streptophyta; Magnoliopsida; Fagales; Juglandaceae
Product: dehydration-responsive element-binding protein 2D-like
Exons: 1
Coding region: 83-814 (243 amino acids)
Biological process (GO): response to stress; positive regulation of DNA-templated transcription
Cellular component (GO): nucleus
Molecular function (GO): transcription cis-regulatory region binding; DNA-binding transcription factor activity
Source: RefSeq, a predicted model, not a curated record
CCUCGAUCUACACCAGCGUCAGUAAAACCAUAUCACCAAAACCCUGAUUAGAUUUCUAUCCAAUUUCUCUUCUGGAUUAAUAAUGUUGAAGUCGGACAUGGGUCUCGUGGAGAGAAAAUUACUAGUAAGGAAGCCUGCGCAGGCGAGCUCGAGAAAAGGGUGCAUGAGAGGCAAAGGUGGCCCGGAAAAUGCUAUGUGCACCUACAAAGGUGUCCGGCAAAGAACUUGGGGCAAAUGGGUCGCCGAAAUCCGGGAGCCAAAUCGUGGUGCUCGCCUCUGGCUGGGGACAUUCGACACCUCCCUCGAAGCUGCCAUGGCAUAUGAUGCUGCUGCACGUAAACUUUAUGGCUCCGAGGCUAAGCUCAAUUUGCCGGACUUAUCCACCAUUAAUAAGUCGCAGGCGCAUCCAGCGACUUCCAACACCAGCCAUAUUUCCCAGAAUUCAUCAGGUACCACCUCUACAUCUAGUACCUGUUCUUCAAAUAAUAGCGCAAUAUUCAGGGAUGAUGACGAUGUUACGCCGCAAGUACUCUACCAAAACAGUUCUGCCCUUUCUUUUACUGGCGAAAACAUGGAGCCCGGAGAAAAACAAGCGGGAUACAAAAGCGUGAAUUUCUCCGAGAACGAGGCCGACGGGAUUGAUGGAAUUUGGGGGAGUGCGAACUCAAGCUUUCCAGCCUUUGAUGAGACAAUAUGGGUGGAGGCAGCCAUGUCAUUAGAUUUUCCAUUCAUGAUGGGAGACUCGGGAGCUUUCUCCGGCAACUUGGUUGACGGAAGUGGCCGGGAAACGUUGCAUUCUCAAUGGUGCAUGUAAUCAAAGCUCCAAGAGUAAAUAUUUAAUUAGCUAUAUAGAUAUAUAGGCAUAGAUAUAGUAUAAGCUGUCAAUAUAUGGUGUACUAAAGGUUUCGAUCGAGUACCCCCUUAUGAAUUUGGCUCUUGUAUUAUCUAUCCUCUCUUUCUCUUCCCUUCCUUUUGGAUAAAGCUCUUGUAUGUAUUGAUAUGUCAGGUAAGACAUUCCAAAGUAAAAAAUAAGAAAGAAAAUGAAUCAGUCACCUUCUUGCUCCA